Messenger RNA from Adineta ricciae, 3111 nucleotides. The record is from the annotation of a GenBank genome assembly. NCBI's taxonomy places the organism in Eukaryota, Metazoa, Rotifera, Eurotatoria, Adinetida, Adinetidae.
AUGAGUAAACCAAUUCCACAACCUCAAGAAACAUUUUUAAUCGGCAAUGUCAAAGAUGUUGAUCCAGAUUUCUUUGUAGAAUCAUUGCAAAGACUUCAAGAGCUAUAUGGUGAAAUUUUUCGAUUGACUUUUUUUAAAGAUAACGUUAUAGUUGUAUCCAGCCAUGAGCUUAUCAAUUUCGUAUGUGACGAAUCGAAAUUUGAUAAAAAAGUGGCGGCAGCUAUAUCAGAACUACGAAACGCAGGCGGUGAUGGUCUUUUCACAGCUCAUACAUCGGAACCGAAUUGGAAACUUGCUCAUAAAAUCCUAAUGCCCGCUUUUGGGCCACAAGCAAUUCGAGAUAUGUUUCCUAGUAUGAUGGACAUCGCAUCUCAACUGAUCCUUCGAUGGGAGCGAUUCCAUGGAGAAGAAAUUGACGUUUGUGACAAUCUUACACGAUUGACAUUAGAUACAAUUGCUUUGUGUAGUUUCAAUUAUCGGUUCAAUAGCUUUUAUCAUAGUAAAAUGCAUCGAUUUGUCGAAGCAAUGAUCAAUGUACUUAUGGAAAGUGGCCGACGUUCUCAACGACUUUCUUUACAAAAUACUUUGAUGGUAACAACAACACGGUGGUAUUAUAAUGAAAUAGCUCAUCUUCAUAAUCUAUGCGAUGAAAUUGUGAAAGAAAGACGAGAAAAUCCCAACGAUGUUAAAGAUUUACUCAAUCGUAUGAUUCACGGCAAAGAUCCCGAUAGUGGUUAUCAAUUAUCUGAUGAAAAUAUUCGUUACCAAAUGUUGACAUUUUUAGUAGCUGGCCAUGAAACAACAUCCGGUCUACUUUCGUUCGCUUUGUACUAUUUACUGAAAAAUCCGCACACAUUACAAAAAGCACAAGCAGAAGUUGAUCAAUACGAUGAAAUAAAAAUCGACACGUUAAACAAAUUAAAGUAUAUCGAUGCUGUCUUAAAAGAAACACUUCGUUUGCAACCAACGGCACCAGGAUUUAUUCUACAAUCGAAAGAGGAUCGUGUUGUCUUACCUGGUGGAUAUGAAAUUCGAAAAGAUGAUUCCAUCAUCGUCCUUUUACAUAAAUUACAUCGUGAUCCAAAAAUUUGGGAUCAACCCGAAGAGUUCAUUCCUGAACGUAUGCUAAACGGUGGAUAUGAAAAUCUUCCAGCGAACGCCUGGAAACCAUUCGGCAAUGGUCAACGUGGUUGUAUCGGUCGACCUUUCGCGUGGCAAGAAAGUCUUCUAACAAUUGCGCUUAUUUUGAAACAUUUCAACCUUGAAUUUGUCGAUCCAUCGUAUAAUCUUCGCAUUAAACAAACGUUAACUAUUAAACCAGAAGGUUUCAAAAUACGGGUUCGAUCGCGACAACAAAUUGAUAUUUCGUUGAGAAAAGAUGUUAAACAAUUGGAAAACACGUUCGAAAAAGCUAAAUCGAACGACACGAGAAAUCUUCGACCAAUGGCCAUUCUUUUUGGAAGUAAUUCUGGCUCAUGUCAAUCAUUUGCAGAAACAUUAGCAUCCGAAGCGCCCUUAUAUGGUUAUAAUGCUACUGUAUCUACUCUUGAUUCUGCUGUGGGUUCUCUUCCUCUUGACCAACCUGUUAUCAUCAUUACAGCAUCGUAUGAAGGUAAACCAUGCGAAAAUGCAAAACAAUUCGUUGCUUAUCUAGAAUCAAAACCGAAACUAGAAGGUGUAAACUAUGGUAUAUUUGGUGCUGGCCAUCAUGACUGGGUAAAAACUUAUCAAAAAAUACCACUUUAUAUUGAUCAAUUAUUGGAAAAUGCCGGAGGUCAGCGAAUUAUUGAACUUGGUGAAGGUGAUGCUGGAGGAGAUUUCUAUGGUGCGUUUGAAAGUUGGAAAGAAAAUCUGUUUCAAAUGUUACGAAAAGGCACGGGUGAAGAAAACGUUAUUAGCGAAGAGAAACUUUCAAUUGAAGUUGUUAAUUCGAAAAGAAAUUUCGGGCAGAUAACAAUGGAUAUCGGUUUUGUUCUUGAAAACAAAAUUCUCGUUCAAGCAAAUGAGAUUGUACCGACAAUACGACAUUUGGAAAUUAAACUUCCGAAAGGACAAACUUAUCAUACUGGGGAUUAUCUUGCAAUAUUACCAUCCAAUCCAAUUGAAAUUGUUUAUCGUGUUCUCAAACGCUUUAAUUUAGCUACAGAUACGCAAAUCAGAAUUCUAUCCUCGACAAGUACUUUCUUUCCAACUAACAAUCCAAUCAGUGUUUUUGAUAUUCUCAGUGGUUAUGUAGAAUUAUCACAACCAAUUAGUAAAAAACAAGUCGAAAUUCUAGCAAUAUUAUGUAAAAAUGAAAAAGAACAAGAACAACUUCUUCGUUUGGGUGAAAAUUUAUAUGAAACCGAAGUUUUAAACAAACGUGCAAGUAUAUUGGAUGUACUUGAAUUAUAUCCAUCAUGUGAACUUUCAUUCGCACAAUACCUUCGCAUGCUACCAUCACUUCGUGUUCGACAAUACAGCAUCUCUUCAACGCCAUUGUGGAAUGCUGAAGUUGUUACUUUGACAAUUGAUAUACUGAACACUCCUGCAUUGAGUGGAGUAGGACAGCAUAUUGGUGUAGCAUCGAAUUAUUUAGGGAAUUUGAAAGAAGGUGAUCGAAUCAGUUGUGCCGUUCGAACGAGUAAUGCUCGAUUUCAUCCGCCAGAAGAUACGAAAAUACCCAUGGUGUUGAUUGCAGCUGGAACUGGCAUUGCACCAUUUCGCGGUUUUAUUCAGGAGCGAGCAGCACAAUUAGUAUGUGGCAGAAAAGUUGGACCAACAGUUCUUUAUUAUGGAUGUCGAUCGCAAGAUGAUAACUUAUAUUUUGAUGAACUCGAUCAAUGGUCAAAGCUUGGCGCUGUUAAACUACGAAUUGUUUUUUCUCGACAAGCGACCAGUGAGAAAAGAUAUGUACAGGAUUUAUUAUGGGAAGAUCGGGAUGAGAUUAAGAAUUUAUAUUGUAAUGGUGCACGUUUUUAUACAUGUGGAAGUGCAAGGAAAGUCGGCGCAUCCGUGAAAACGUGUUUUAUUAAGAUCAUUCAAGAUGUUAAACAAUGCGAUGAAGAGGAAGCAUCAAAGAUUUUAGAAGAAAUUUCUCAGGAUCGAUACAGUGUUGAUGUUUUCACAUGA